This is a messenger RNA of Xiphias gladius (swordfish), 2624 nucleotides long. It is a transcript of the gene plpp5, whose product is annotated as phospholipid phosphatase 5. Bases 301 to 1101 code for a protein of 266 amino acids. The record is from RefSeq and is a predicted model, not a curated record. NCBI's taxonomy places the organism in Eukaryota, Metazoa, Chordata, Actinopteri, Istiophoriformes, Xiphiidae. The transcript has 8 exons. Gene Ontology annotation, biological process: phospholipid metabolic process. Gene Ontology annotation, molecular function: phosphatidate phosphatase activity.
AUUUUGAAAAUCCUGAACCAGAAGCAGCUCCGAUCCUCACUGUUAUCUCAACGCGGCGCUCGUCUCCUCCGUGGCAUCCCCGCUUCUCUCGAGUCCUCAGAUGUGCGGCUUCCACCGUCGGCAGCGGAGCCGGGGAUGUCGAGGCCCGAUUCGUGUUAACGGCACUCGUUAAUAUGAGGAUAAAGAGAUAAAAAAAAAGGGGGGGAAAAAAAACAACGACCUGUUUAAGUCCCAGUUAAGUUAAAAGAAGGUGGAGUGAUGAUGUUUGCUGUUGACUGAAGUCCAUUCCGAGCAACAAAAAUGAAGGGGAGGCUGCUUCGCGGUUUCCUUUCGGAAAUUUCGAUCCGGAUGGUGCUGUUAGGGGUGUUCCUUGUGACAGAGCAUCUUCCUCCUUUCUACCGUGAGAUCCAGUCAGAGGAGAUGUGGUUGUAUAAAUUCCAUCGUGUGGAGAGUGACCAUGUACCCACCUCUCUCAUGUUUAGCGUGGCAGUUUUCACCCCGCUGAUUGUAAUCCUGGUUUUCGCCAUCAUGAAGAAGUCAGAGCGAGGAGAUCUGAAAGAAGCCUCGCUGGCUGUAACUCUGACACUGGUGCUGAAUGGAGUUUUCACCAACGUCAUCAAGCUUGUUGUUGGCAGGCCGCGACCAGACUUCUUCUAUCGCUGUUUCCCAGACGGUCACAUGAACCUGGAACUGCGCUGCAGCGGUGACCCAGAUGUCGUCAUGGAGGGCAGGAAGAGCUUUCCCAGCGGACACUCAUCCUUUGCCUUUGCAGGUUUGGGUUUCACAGCUCUGUACAUCGCAGGAAAGCUGCGCUGCUUCAAUGCAGCGGGCCAAGGCAGGGCAUGGCGGCUGUGUGCCUUCCUCACCCCUUUACUGAUCGCGUCUGUGAUCGCCCUCUCCAGAACCUGCGACUACAAACACCACUGGCAAGAUGUACUAGUGGGUUCUCUGCUGGGUCUUGCCUUCGCCUGGCUAUGUUACAGACAGCACUACCCUCCACUUCAGGACCCCGACUGCCACAGACCUCUGCGUCACAGAGAGACUGUUCCUGCAGCACAGGAACGCAAGCUGGCCAACUCCAAUUACAUCCUACCCCUGUAGAACAGCUAACUGGAAAAUAUUCCAUAUUGUUGUAAUUUAUACUGGGUAACAUGGUAAUCAUCUAAUUCUGGCUUUCACACCCUAGGGCUGGGCAGUAUAUCAGUAUUUUUUGUUCACCGUCAAUCAUUGUAACUAUUAUGGGAAUUUUCUUUUUGUAAGGUGACACAUGGUUUUGUUUUGUUUUUUUUGUUUUGUUUUUGUUUUUGUCAACUGAAAUUACAAACUCAUUACUGAGUCAGAUUUCUUUCGAAUGGUUUCUGAAACACUUCAGAGUUGCUGAAAAUAACAACUCCAUUUUAAAAGUCCACCAACUACAGCGACAACCUGAAGUUUGUAUUUCCAAACCCUAAAAUUAUGUCGUAAGUUCCUGGAUGUUUCAAUACUGGAGAUCACGACAUUGUUUUCCAUGUGGCCCAGCCCGACACACCCUGUGUAUUGUGCCUAUAGACCACACGAUUUUAAAUACUCACAAAAGCUGAGCAGGUCAACUACACAACCACUGCACUAAUAGUCCACUGCCCAUCAAUCUGUGGCUCGGCUGCUGACACAGUUUCUCAUGUAGGGUCUUCUAUUUUUAUUGUUUUGUAAACUUGCAACUUUUUAAACAAGCAAGGUUGAGGUUUAAGGGAAACUGCCUGUAUAUGGUGUUUUUAAUUUCUUUGCAUGGAUGUUCAUUCUUGACCUCUAGGAACAAUAUAGCUCAAAAAUCCACCAACCAAUGAUUCAGAGUUUUCAACGACAUCUUACGGUCUCGAAGCUGGCUCAGAUGUCAUGGUGUGACCUAAAUGUGAAACGGCUCAGCGUGAGACUGAACGAACACCGGAAGCAGACAACAUCAGCUCUCUGGAAACACCAGACCAGCCACAGUAUUGACUGGGAAGAGCUCACAGUCAUUGACUAUGAGUCAGUGGAUGGCUGGAGAAGAAUUAGGGAGGCCACCUGAUGCCAGAGACCAAAACAAAGUUCAUGGUCAUCUGCCCUCAUUAAGCCAGAUUUUCUUUUUGCAGGAACGCACAGUACAUGCCCAGUUCGGCCAUAGUCUGAAAUUCGAGCAGUUGGGGUUAAAUGCCUUGCUCAAGGGCACUUCUGUGGCAGUAAUGAGGUAGGGGCCAGCACUGUUCUUUCGCUUACACAUAGAUUUAUCCUGCCGGUUCAGGGAUGGAACCAGUAGCCGCCCAGUCACAAGGCCCCCUUUUUAACCCGUAGAGGAGGAUACCGACCACCUGUUAUCACUGACUGAAAGUUCACAUUUAACGUCACAUGACGGCACACGAGCCAGCUUCAUUUGCUGAAGAAGACAGUGAGAUGCGAUGAAAAGCUCCAAAAUACGUGGACCUUUGAGCUCAGAUUUUCCUGACCUUAUAAUGCUUGAUUUUUUUUCAGAAGGAAAUGGGAAGUAAGAGGUGUUGAUACGGGCUGUUCAUAUCUGAAAGGGGUCGGUGACAAGGAUAAAAUCCUUUGGUCAUUGUAUAUGUUAUUGUAUAUCAUAUGUAUUUUGGUAAAUCCCUUUUCUGAAAAAAUAU